UCUUUUAUGAAUAAUCAAAAGCAGCAAAAACCAACGCUAUCAGGCCAGCGUUUUAAAACCAGAAAAAGAGAUGAAAAAGAGAGGUUUGACCCUACUCAGUUUCAAGACUAUAUUAUUCAAGGCUUAACUGAAACCAGUACUGAUUUGGAAGCAGUAGCAAAGUUUCUUGAUGCUUCUGGAGCAAAACUUGAUUACCGCCGAUAUGCAGAAACACUUUUUGACAUUCUGGUGGCCGGGGGAAUGCUGGCCCCAGGUGGUACACUGGCAGAUGACAUGAUGCGUACAGAUGUCUGUGUGUUUGCAGCACAAGAAGACCUAGAGACCAUGCAAGCAUUUGCUCAGGUUUUUAACAAGUUAAUCAGGCGCUACAAAUACCUGGAGAAAGGUUUUGAAGAUGAAGUUAAAAAGCUGCUGCUGUUCUUAAAGGGUUUUUCGGAGUCGGAGAGGAACAAGCUGGCUAUGUUGACUGGUGUUCUUCUGGCUAAUGGAACACUUAAUGCAUCCAUUCUUAAUAGCCUUUAUAAUGAGAAUUUGGUUAAAGAAGGGGUUUCAGCAGCUUUUGCUGUAAAGCUAUUUAAAUCAUGGAUAAACAAAAAAGAUAUCAAUGAGGUAGCUGCAAGUCUUCGGAAAGUCAGCAUGGAUAACAGACUGAUGGAACUUUUUCCUGCCAAUAAGCAAAGUGUCGAACACUUCACAAAGUAUUUUACUGAGGCAGGCUUAAAAGAGCUUUCAGAAUAUGUUCGGAAUCAGCAAACCAUAGGAGCUCGUAAAGAACUCCAGAAAGAACUUCAAGAACAGAUGUCCCGUGGUGAUCCAUUUAAGGAGAUAAUUUUGUAUGUCAAGGAGGAGAUGAAAAAAAACAACAACAUCCCAGAGCCCAUUGUCAUUGGAUUGAUCCGGUCCAGUGUAAUGAGCUCUGUGGAAUGGAACAAAAAAGAAAAGCUUGUAGCAGAGCAAGCCAUCAACCACUUGAAGCAAUACAGCCCUCUCCUUGCUGCCUUUACUGCUUAAGGUCAGUCUGAGCUGACUCUGUUACUGAAGAUUCAGGAGUAUUGCUAUGAUAACAUUCAUUUCAUGAAAGCCUUCCAGAAAAUAGUGGUGCUUUUUUAUAAAGCUGAAGUCCUGAGUGAAGAACCCAUUCUGAAGUGGUAUAAAGAUGCACAUGUUGCAAAGGGGAAAAGUGUCUUCCUUGAACAAAUGAAAAAGUUUGUGGAGUGGCUCAAAAAUGCUGAAGAAGAAUCUGAGUCUGAAGCUGAAGAAGGUGACUGAAUUUUGAAACUGCACCCUCAGUAAAGCAAACAGGAGUUGUAGAUAAAAUGUCAUGUCUCAUGUGUCCUGGUUCUUACAUCUUCCUACCUCCCUAUAUCAAGCAUGAUAUAAGGGCUUUCAUGGCAAAUUUUAUUUUAACUGUUUCUAUGGUUACUGGAAAUGUUGGGUUUAGUUUCUAAAACCAUGUUUUAAGUAGCUACAGGAGCUAUAGAUUUGAAUUUAAUGUUGCAUUAGUCUUUUUAGUUAUCUUCUACCUCCUGUAUUUUCUACUGUAAUAAUGUAAUUUAAGGCAUUCCAUAAUGAACAGUUAACUUUUUUCCUGGGUUUUCUAUAUAAACAGUUUUCAAAAUAUGAUUUGGUUAAAAAUAAUUUGUUAUAAAAAUUCUGUUUGCAAAUUAAACUGUAAAAGUAUCCAAAGUUUCAAGAAGCAAUGCUUUGUGUGAUCUGGUAUGCCCAAAGUCCUCCUCGUCAAUGAAAAUCUCAUGUACAGUAAUUGAAUUCAUUACCACGAAUCUUGAAUAUUUGGACCAUUGCUUGCUUACAUGUUAGUAUUUUCUUGCAUUUUUAACCCAGAUGUUUUUGAGCUUGGUUGUUCUCUGGUUGUCAUUCCUUAGUGAAGCCAUGGAGAACAAGCUUGAGAGUGAGGUCUUUGGGAAAUCAUAUGUGGCAGAGGUGGUGGGAAGAAAAAAGUUGAACUUUUUCUCAUUGAGAAACUUCUGCAUUCAGUGUGUAUCUUUCCAGGCAAAACAAAUGGGUAUUCUUUUCAUACCAUUUUAGCUGUUCCUUAGAAAAGUCUUGUCACUUAACAAAUUUAACACUUGUCAUACACUUAGAUUGAUAGGAAAAAACUCAUGAAAUAGUGUGAGUAAAGGAAAUGACUGUACUAAACCCAGUAAAUUGUUGAAAAUGUUAAGUGUCAGCAUGUUCUAAUUGAGACGCUAAAUAUAAUUCUUAUUUCCUAUUGGCUUAGAAUAUUUGAUGUAAAAAAUGGAGUGCAGUGGUAUUGAUAUAUUCCCACUUGGUCAUAUAGGACCAGCUUCAUUCUCUUAACAUGUUCAUUAAUUAAUGACUCAAGCAUCUGGCUAUUAACAUACCCUAGUUGCCUUUUUAAAUUUUUUAAUUGCCAUGAGCCAAAUAUCUCUUCUAUACAGUUGAUUCAUUUAUUUUAAUGCUGCCUUUUAAUUUUGCCUUUCCUUGCUGCCACCCAUCUAAAUAUGUAGUCAGUAGAAAACAAAAUGUGACCACACAUUUUGAUGGAAAGACUACAUCUUAAAAGUGAACAUUUUGGAAGUUUUGAUUGUGGAAAAAAACUAGCUUAGAAUAAUGCCACCAGAGUCUGAGUGUAAAUUGCCCCCUUCAAAGGUGCCAUUUUUAUGAGCCAAGAAUUUGGUGUUCAACAGUUCAUUUGGAGGGAAUCACAUGUAGUGUAAUUUGAAAUAAAGGUGUAUAGUAACCUUAAGAAAAGCAUUAUUACUGAUACUAUUGUGAAUUGGGUGAAAUUGUUAAAUGAAUAACUUUGAUAAAGUUUUCAUGCACAGGCAAAAUGUAUUCACUAGGUUUCUACGUAGUGAUCUGCUUUUACUUUGUAAUUUGUAGUCCUCAAAAGACUUUUUUAAAGAAAUAAAGUCCAUCCUUAUACUUAGGUUAUAUAGGUCAGUCUUCUUUUUUAUUUUUUUGUAAACUUUAUGUUAAUGUCCAGUGGUAACUGUAUGUUAUACAUUCAGGUGUCUCUACUAUGUAAGCAUUAAAUAAUUGCUCUUUCGUCCUUAUAGCUCCCAAACUAGAAACACCUACAAAGAGUUCUGAUGUAGCGGAAACUACAUAACAUUUCUACAACCAAAUCAUUGCAUGUUACUGCUGUUCAAAGUGUACCCUGUUCUAUUAUAUACUGUGUAUAGUGAAAGAUGUGUAGUCUUCCAGAACAACAUUAUGAUCUUUGAUCAUAUUUUUUUUCCUUCAUAAUGGCAAGGUAGUAUUUACUUACUACAAUAUUAUAGUAAAUGGAUAUCACCUGUGAUAGUAUAAAGAAAGGGAAUGCUUUCUGAGAAGACUGCAAAUUUUCUUCUUGAAUUUUAAGUGGUAAUUUUGGAACUCAGUUGCCAAUCCCAACCUAUGGCCACAAAUAUGUAAUUCUUAAUAUAGAUGUUAACAUUGUACUUGUAUGAUCAGAUAAAUGUUGAUUUUCCUAACUUGGUGUCAGUUUCAGAGGAUAAGUCUCUUAGAUGCCAUAAUUAAAUGUGUGUUUAGAGCUGAUCAUAAGUUUUUUAAUCUUAAUUAUUCUAGAGUAUUGUUCUAGAGGUAUUUAUUAUGCUGUUCUUAGGAAAACUCCAAAUACCAAAAACACCACAGGAUAUUUUGACACAGCAUAAUAAUGAUGGUGGUGAGAGGAAAUCCAUGUAACUGAGACGUUAACUUCAAAUUCAGUGUUUCUCAAUGCUCAUUAUCACUCUCCCCCAGGAAGCCUUUUUAGAGUUUUCUAAUAGCACCCCAAUAAAUUUUAUUAUAGAUAAGUUCGUAUGUGUAUUGUAUCUGCUUUAUACAUUAAAAGAAUAGGGUUUAUUCGAUCUCAUUUGGAGGUGAUAUAUCAUCCCCAAUGAGAGUACAUAACUUGGAACCUCUUUUUAGAAAGAGGGUUAUAGUAGAGGACCUAGCGAUAGAUGUUUGUUUGCAUUGGCAGACAUAUCUUCAUGCAGAUCUGUAUCCUGAAGCAGUCAUCUUUUCUUCAAGGGUUAUUAGAAAAUUUGUUUUCUGCCAGUCACCAUCUUUUAACAGUUAUGCUUGCACCCUAGCCCACCAUAGGCACCAGACAAAUCAUUUUCCAUUGACUAUGGAGAUCUUAAGAGAUUCUUACUUGAGCCCUGGCCAGUUUGGC
Molossus molossus (Pallas's mastiff bat) is the source of this 4141-nucleotide messenger RNA. RefSeq names its product basic leucine zipper and W2 domains 1 (gene BZW1). Gene Ontology annotation, molecular function: protein binding. Lineage: Eukaryota; Metazoa; Chordata; Mammalia; Chiroptera; Molossidae. Gene Ontology annotation, cellular component: membrane; cytoplasm. The record is from RefSeq and is a predicted model, not a curated record. The transcript is spliced from 11 exons.